Messenger RNA from Myiozetetes cayanensis, 1474 nucleotides. It is a transcript of the gene TBL2, whose product is annotated as transducin beta like 2. Gene Ontology annotation, biological process: endoplasmic reticulum unfolded protein response. The record is from RefSeq and is a predicted model, not a curated record. Bases 24 to 1382 code for a protein of 452 amino acids. Gene Ontology annotation, cellular component: endoplasmic reticulum. Gene Ontology annotation, molecular function: protein binding. Lineage: Eukaryota; Metazoa; Chordata; Aves; Passeriformes; Tyrannidae. The transcript is spliced from 7 exons.
GACGCGGCACCGGCGCUGGGCACAUGGAGGGGCCGGCGGUGCCCCCGGGCGGGCCGGGGCUGCCGGGCGCCCUCCUCGUCCCCCUCAUCCUCCUCGUCAUCACCGUCCUCGCCCUGCUGCUGGCGGCCGCGCUGCGCCGCGCCGCCCCCCGCGCAGCCGCCGCCGCCGCCCCGCCGGACGGGCCCAGGGCAAACGGGCACGCCAGGCCGGGGGAGCCGCGGAAGGCGAAGGCGAGGCCUCGCAGGGAGAAGCAGCAGCAGCAGCAGCAGCACAGCUUCACACACCGGCUGCUGGUCGCCACCCUCAAGGGCCACAGCAGCCCGGUGACCUGCCUGGACUUCAGCAGCAAUGGAAAGUACCUGGCGUCGUGCUCGGAGGACCGCACGGUGCGGCUGUGGAGCACCCGGGACCUGGCGGGGCGGGAGCACCGCUGCCUGCGCGCCAACGUGGGGCUGGACCACGCCGAGCUCGUCCGCCUCAGCCCCGACUCACGGGCUUUCAUUGUCUGGCUGGCAAAUGCCGAGACUAUUCGUGUCUACAAGAUGACCAAGAAGGACGACGGGAGCUUCACCUUCACUGCGAGUUCUGGGGACUUCCCAAAGAAGCACAAAGCUCCUGUCAUUAACAUAGGGAUUGCAGAGACAGGGAAGUUUAUCAUGACAGCUUCCAGUGACACCACCAUCCUGAUCUGGAGUCCGAAGGGAGAAGUCCUGGCCAGCAUUAACACCAACCAGAUGAACAAUGCCUAUGCCACGGUGUCACCCUGUGGGAGGUUUGUGGCAUCCUGUGGCUUUACCCCUGAUGUGAAGGUGUGGGAGGUGUGUUUUGGCAAGAAUGGAGAAUUCCGGGAGGUGACCAGGGCCUUUGAGUUGAAGGGCCACACUGCUGGUGUACAUUCCUUCUCCUUCUCCAACGACUCGAGGAGGAUGGCAACGGUGUCCAAGGACGGCACGUGGAAGUUCUGGGACACGGACGUGGAGUACAAGAAGCAGCAGGACCCGUACCUGCUGCUGACGGGGCAGUGCUCGGUGCCGGAGCCGCGGCUCAUCGCCCUGUCCUCCGACGGGCGCGCCGUGGCCGUGGCGGGCGGCGCCGACAUCGCCGUGUACAACACCCGCCGCGGCGAGGAGGAGGAGCGGCUGCAGGGCGUGCACGGCCACCGCAUCACCGGCCUCGCCUUCGACACCACCGGCCGCUACCUCGUGUCCUGCGGGGACCGCGCCAUCCGCGUCUUCCACAACGCCGCGGGGCACCGCGCCCUGGUGGAGGACUUGGAGGCCAUGCUCAAGAAAACCGGGAACAAGGCCACGCGGGAGCGGCUGGAGCAGCAGAUCUGCGGCGCCCGCAAGGCGCUGGCCGCCAUCUACGGCAGGAAGGUCUGAGCUGCCCCCGCCCGCCGCGGCCUUUCGGGGAGGGUUUUUUUUUAAAUUUUAAUAGCUCUGAACGGUUGGUAAUAAAAAGAGUGGCCUCCGGG